Messenger RNA from Tarenaya hassleriana, 1872 nucleotides. RefSeq lists its product as uncharacterized. Gene Ontology annotation, biological process: endoplasmic reticulum calcium ion homeostasis. Gene Ontology annotation, molecular function: calcium ion binding. The transcript is spliced from 3 exons. Lineage: Eukaryota; Viridiplantae; Streptophyta; Magnoliopsida; Brassicales; Cleomaceae. The coding region runs from base 66 to 1529 and encodes 487 amino acids. Gene Ontology annotation, cellular component: endoplasmic reticulum. The record is from RefSeq and is a predicted model, not a curated record.
UAAUAAGAGAUACAGCUCUGAUCUCUCUUCCUUCUCUCCCUCGGAUCCUCAACCUGUUGUCCACCAUGACCCGACCCGUAUCCUUCGCCGGCUCCUUCCUCUUCUUCGCUUUGAUCUCCUUCUUCUUCCUUUCUCUCCAUGAUCGAGUUCUAGCAGCCUCCCACUUCGAAGGAUUCGAUGCUGAAGAUGACGAUGCCUUGGACGAGUCCUCCGAGCUUCUCCACUCGAGCCGUCCUCCUCCGGUGACUCAGUCCGAGUCACCAUAUCUGGAUCUGGAGCAACCCUCUUCCUCUGAAUCUGAAUCCAAUCCGAUUCCCAAGUCGGACACUCCGGCUCAGUCUGACUCCCGGAAACCCUCUUCUGUGUCGUUCGAGUAUUGGGAUGAAGACGAGUUCGAGGGUUUACCAGUGGAGGAACCGGCUAUUGAGACAGCGGAGACUCCGGUGAUUGACGAGAAAACUGCUCCUGCUGAUGCCAAGAACCCAGAUCCGGAAACUGCAUCGGAGGGUCAGGACAACGUUGUUCCAAGGAAGAAGUCUUCGUACACGGUUGAGAUAAUCUGCGUGUCGUUCUUAAUCGUUUUCGCGAUCAACUACUUCACCGGGAGACGAGAGAAUGAGAAUCUCGCUUUGGCUUGGGCGGCAAAAUUCGCUACCAAGGACACGAUAUUCGAGAAGAACUUCAGUUUGCUGGGCGUUGGUGAAGGAGAGGACUCGCCGUUGUUGCUAAAGGAAUGUCAAAACGUGUUCAAAUUCUACGCGAGUGGGCGUAGGUACUGCCAUGGAUUGUUGGCGACGAUGGAGCUCAGGAGCAGACACGAUCUGCUCUCAAGGCUGUUCAAUAUGGUAGUUCCUUGUAAAGACGAGAUCAGUUUCGAGGUUUACAUGAACGAGGAAGCCAUGGAUCACGUUGUGUUUGCGGUGGCGAAGAAGAAGGCUGCGAAAACUAUGCAGAAGGAGCUCACGGAUCUGCAGCGUUUCGCUGGAAUGUUGUCCCCUCCCGGUGGAAGAAAGUGGGUUGCAGAGGAAUUAGCUGUUGUGUCUGAAUCCAAGGAGGUUGCUGGAGAUUUGAUCACAGAAGCUGUUCUUGAUCAGGUUUUCGGCGACAAGGCUUUCGAGAAGUUCGGGAAGUACUUCAUCUCGAUGCAUUUCUCUGACCAACACUCUGGCAAACACCGGAAAAUGCUGCUUUUCAAGUUUGCCCUUCCCGAUGCCAAAAAUAUGGAUGAUAUGGUACGGUUGGUGGCUCUGAUUCCGUAUUACAUCGACUUUGUUGGGCGCUACCGGCUUAGCUCUCAGGCGCGGAACAAAACCGAGGCUGCUAGGCAAAAGGCGGCUCAGGAAGCGUACAAGGAGCUUGAAAACGUUAGGCAAGAAGCAUUGCAGAAGAAGAAAGCAGAAAGGAAGAAAAUGAUGGAGGAGGCCGAGGCAAAGCUUAGUGCGGAGGCCCUACGGAAGAAAGAGGCAAAAGAACGUGCUCGCCAGAUGAAAAAGGGGAUGCCAAAAAUGAAGAUGACCCGUGGUCACUAGAACAUGACGAAACCCUAGACUUCCCCUUAUUCAAGCAGCUUAGAAAAUAUAUAUCGACGCCAUAAAUUCUUCUGCUGGCAGCUACAUCAUUAAGUUCAGCAAUGUCAGCGAACCGAAAUUCGUCAAGCACAGGCGCCUCUUGGUGAGCGGUUUUAGUUUGCCAUUCGUACGGCUCACCCUCGUGAAAUCGGAUCUAUCGCCUUUUUUCCCCUCUUUUUCAUGAAUCUUUUACUCGUAGUUGGUUCCUCUUUCAUUUCAAUCACUCAUAAGGACGGCACUGGAAGUGUACUUGCCAUACGCUGAGACCUCUUUGGAAAAUAUAACCCUAGUUUUGAUGUUAUCA